AUGUCACUGUUGGGGUGUCCUCUUGGUGACAGAAACAUAAUCGGCUACAUUUUACCUGAAAAUAAGGUUAAAAAGGCCGAAAAUGCCGAUUCUGAUGGGGAAGAUGAUGAGGAGGAAGAAGCACAGCCGGAGUUUCUGGAUAUGAAAGAGAUGGACAGCGUUAGCUCUGGAGGACAUCUGUUUAAGUCCUCCAUACCGGCCCGAAACGAAGGUGGUUGGUCGUUGACAGAUCAUCAUAGCUUUGAUAAGUUCACAUGAUAAAGUUAGCCUAACUAGCUAAUGAGGUUGUCACUUGCAACAAAUGAGGCAUGUUUAUCUAGCUAACAAGUUGCCAACCAUCUGCGAUAAGGGACCGUGACAGUGUCACUUUGUCGAUCGAGCUUGUAUUGAUUGUAACUUCUACUGUAGAAAUAGGAGCUAGUUGCCUACUGUAAUUCUACAGUUUGUUCAAUCUGCUUUAUCUCUUGAUAGUGACACUAAAACACACACACAAAACUCAUACAAUCCACCACGAUGAAUGCAUUCUGAUGAUCUAGCUAGCUAGCUAGUCCGCUAAAUAACUAACUAUCUUGUGUAAUUGUUUCGUUUUCUAUCACAUGCCCAUUCCAGUUGAGUUCCUGGACAUUGUGUCUGGUAAGAGAUGCAGAGUAGAGGGCCGGUUCAGUCUGAAGGACCCAUGGUGGGAGGCAACCUUCACGGCCCGCGCAGCCAGGGGCAAGCUGGUGCUGCGGGGCUACCCUGCCUACCGCCUUCGCUCAGACCUCCAGGUGGACCAGGGUCGCUCCGUCCUGUCUCUGCGGGGCUACCCUGCCUACCGCCUUCGCUCAGACCUCCAGGUGGACCAGGGUCGCUCCGUCAUGUCUCUGCGGGGCUACCCUGCCUACCGCCUUCGCUCAGACCUCCAGGUGGACCAGGGUCGCUCCGUCCUGUCUCUGCGGGGCUACCCUGCCUACCGCCUUCGCUCAGACCUCCAGGUGGACCAGGGUCGCUCCGUCCUGUCUCUGCGGGGCUACCCUGCCUACCGCCUUCGCUCAGACCUCCAGGUGGACCAGGGUCGCUCCGUCAUGUCUCUGUUCCUCGCGGCCUGCGGCGUGGGUGCAGAGUUCGUCACCCCGUUCUUUGCUUGGCUGCCGAUGGGAAGGAAGGUGGGGUUUGACAACCUGCAGGAAGUUCUGGCUGAGUUUGAGGAAGGAGAGCAGCACAGAGCAUUGGCACAGCAGAUUAAAGCGUUGGUCUCUGUUUCAGGUAGGUGGACGUGGGGGAGAGAUACACCUUGACCUACAGUGUUUUGGUAAUAUGGAGUGCUGUGAGCAAAGACCAUAGGUGUGUUCAAAUACUAAUAUUAACCGUACUAUUUGUGACAUAAAUUGAGUAUGUAGUAUGCUUAUUGGUCAUAGUAUGGAUAUAGUUAGUAUGCCAAAAGUUCCCGGAUGUCGUACUACAUUCGCCAAAAUACGAAGUAUACAAUCAAUGGACACUAUUUCCGUGCUUUUAGGGCCCAUAAUGCAAUUCUUCAGAAAAUGUGCUUGGCUUCACAACGUUUUCAGAUUUGAAGAAAAUGGCGGAAAAAGUGCAGCAGAAGUCAGACGAGAGCGGAUACAAAUUCGUUGCUUUAACUAAUUAUGACAAAUGUUAAUGAAAAUGUUGAGCAAUGUAAUGAAGUAAUGACUUUUCAAAUAAGUUACAAGUUAUGUUGGCUGACAAUUUGUUAGCUACGCUAUCUUUAUGAACCGCAUAGCAUAUCAUUACAGCAGUAUGUACCAGGUAUGUUAGCUACAUACUGUAACGUUAGUUGGCUACUAAUACAUCGAACUUACCAGUAUAUUUACCUAAUGCUAUCUAACUAUAACUACCCAACGUACACUACCGUUCAAAAGUUUGGGGUCCUUGUUUUCGAAAGAAAAGCAAUUUUUUUUGUCCAUUAAAAUAACAUCAAAUUGAUCAGAAAUACAGUGUAGACAUCGUUCAUGUUGUAAAUGGCUAUUGAAGCUGGAAACGGCUGAUAAAAAAAAAAAUAAUAAUAAUUUGAAAAUCUAUUUCAGCAACCAUCAGUCCUGUGUUCCAAUGGCACGUUGUGUUUGCUAAUCCAAGUUUAUCAUUUAAAAAGGCUAAUUGAUCAUUAGAAAACCCUUUUGCAAUUAUGUUAGCACAGCUCAAAACUUGUGCUGAUUAAAGAAGCAAUAAAACUGGCCUUUUUGAGACUAGUUGAGUAUCUGGAGAAUCAGCAAUUGUGGGUUCGAUUACAGGCUCAAAAUGGCCAGAAACAAAUAACUUUCUUCUGAAACUCGUCAGUCUAUUCUUGUUCUGAGAAAUGAAGGCUAUUCCAUGCGAGAAAUUGCCAAGAAACUGAAGAUCUCGUACAACGCUGUGUACUACUCCCUUCACAGAACAGCGCAAACUGGCACUAACCAGAAUAGAAAGAGGAGUGGGAGGCCCCGGUGCACAACUGAGCAAGAAGACAAAUACAUUAGUGUCUAGUUCGAGACACAGACGCCUCACAGGUCCUCAACUGGUAGCUUCAUUAAAUAGUACCCGCAAAACACCAGUCUCAAUGUCUACAGUGAAGAGACGACUCAGGGAUGCUGACCUUCUAGGCAGAGUUGCAAAGAUUCUUAAAUUCGCUCUGGCUAUCUACUCCGAUUUCAGAGCACUCUCGUCUGUGUGCCAGAGCGCAGAAUAACUUAUGUAUUUACGAACGCUCAACACCCGUUGAAUGAGGCCGGUGUCAAUAAACGUCAGCAAAAAGCUAAAUUAAAUUGUUGCCAGCAGCAGCUACAUUCACCAACGCUCUGGAUAACAUGAAAACAGCCUAACCAGCUCUGCUCGGGCGAGUAAAAUGGUCAGAGUGAGGUGUUCUCUCAUUUGUGUCUGAAGUAGCUAGCAAGUUAGCCAGUUAGCUUGGGUGCUUGACUGCUGUUGUUAGGUCAGAACGCUCGGAUCAACCCUACUCCUCGGCCAGAGCGUCCAGUGUGCGCUCUGAAUGCUCCGAGAACAAAGCGCUCUGAAUUUACGAACUGACAAUCUGACAACGCCCUGAAUUUACGAACGCCCAGAGCACAUUCUGGCACUCCAGAUUGAAUUUAUGAACACACCCGGAGUCUAGCUAGAAAUGUGUUACGCUAACAAGCUAGCAAGAGGUUGCAUAGCAACAGCAUCAACUUCCGGUAGACAGUCGAAGCGCUAAUACGCGCAACUGAAAUGAUACCGUUCCUUUACAGUAUACUAAAAUGAACUAAUAGUAUGCAGUAUAUACUCAUUAAGUAUGUAGUAUACAGUAUGUUAGUCUGGGUAUUGGAAAACAGCUCGUCAUCGGUCUGUCUGUCUAUCAGUUGCAGGGAUGCGCGUGAAGGCUGCCUCUCUGUACCCCCAUGUGAUGAGAUACCUGCCUACCCUGCUGCCCGGGCGCUUCACUGAGCUACUGGGCCGGGGCAAGGGCAGCGAGAAACGUCCUGCAGCACAGGGAGCUACACAAGCCCCUACACAUGUCACACCGAUGGAUGAAGAUGAGGAAGAGGAGCGUCUCAGCUUGCUGGCUAAAAUAGAGGAGAUUAUCAAGACUGAUGUCUGGAAGCUGGGCUUUAACUAUGUAAGUGUAAUCUCCUGGCUGGUUGAGGACUGUUGUUUGGUUAACAAACUGUGGUGUCAACAGAGGGCGACAAAGGUUUCGUAGACUGGUCGACAGAACCAAUCCAGUCGGGAACCGAUAAUAGCACAAUCAAUAGCCCAGACGAGAGUGGAGGAGCAGAGAAGACUAAAUAAAAAGAUCAAAGAAAAGAGAAGAAUAAGGAGAGUGAGAGGAGUAACUAGACAGAGAGAAGAGGGCGAAGAAAGGGGGGAAAAUGGAGAGAGGCAAAGAUAGCGCGAGAGGAAGAAGGGAGAGAGGGAGAGAGAGAGGAGAGAGAAGGAGAGGGAAGAGAGAGAGGAGAAGAGGAAGGAAAAGGGGAGAAAAAAAGAAGAACAAGAAGAAAAAUAGAAGAAGGGAAAAACAGAAAAAAAGAAACAAAAAAAAAACCCAAAAAAGAGGGAAAAAAGGAGAAGAGGGAAAGGAAGAGAGAGAGAGCAAUAAGAGAGAUAGAAGGAGAGGGAAAAAGGAGGAGAGAGGAAGAGAAAAAAAGAGAAGGGAGAAGAGAGAGAGAGGGAAAAGAGAAGAGAAAAAAGAGAGAGAAGAGAGAAAGAAAAAAAGAGAAGAGAGAGAAAAAAAAAAGGAUACAAAGAGAGAGAGAGACAAAAAAAGAGGAGACCACCACAGAGAGAGGAAGAAAACCCCCCUCGACAAAAGGAGAUACAGCCCCCCUAGCGGUCUCUCUAUCUCGCCCCCCAACCUGCUUUCCCCAACUCCCAAAUUUACCACCCCCCCUCUUCCCCCUCCUCCUUGCCAUCCCCCUCCCAGGUUGAAAGAUUGAGGCGUCCGUUUCGAGCCGGAAUCAGAGUGUAACUCUUCAAGAGAUCCCCGAAGCAGCGAAACCUCCAGCUACGAUUCUUAAAGACCCUGCGCAGGAGGCAGUAAAAAAGAAUCCAAGCUGUGUGACGAGGUAAAGGGGGGGGUUUUAGCUCGGGGGAGAGGAGGUACGAGGACACUGAGAAGGGCCCCUGCCCCCCUUGGUUUUAAUCCUAGUGUUUUUUGAUGUGGUGUUGGGCCCCGGGCCUCCAGUUCCACUUUUAUUUUGCCCCCCAUUCCAAAAGGGGGCCCCCCCCCCCAAAAAAAAAAAAAAAAAAAAAAAAAAAAGGGGGGGGGGGGGAAAAAAAAAAAGGGGGAAAAAAAACCCCCCGGGGGGGGAAAAAAGGGGGAAAAAAAAAAAGGGGGGGGGGGGGGGGGGGGGGGGGGGGGAAAAAAAAAAAAAAGGGGGAAAAAAAAAAAAAAAAGGGGGGGAAAAAAAAAAAACCCCACAACCACCCUAAGAGAAAAAAGACCCCCCCUCACCUCUAUUCCGCCUCCUCCACCUACAUCCUCUCUCUCUCCCUACUCCCCCCUCUCUCUCUAGGUGAUGUACAAGGAGUUGAGGCUCGUCCGUUGCGAGGCUCAGCUGAGAUCCUUCCAUGAGUGUAAACUCUUCCAAGAGAUCCCCCUGAAGCAGCGUAACGCCCUGCGAGUCUACGACUCUCUAAAGAUCCACUGCUGCAGGACGGGCAGUACCUACACAGAGCUCCCCAGCCUGUGUGACGAGGUCAGGAGGGGGUGUAGCUCCGUGGGGGAGGAGGAGGUACGAGGAACACUGUAGAAAGACCUCUGUCCACUUUGUGUUUUUAAUCCUCAGUGAUUGUUUGAUGUGUUGUUGUUGACUCGCUUGCUGAGCCAGCUCCAUAUGUAUUUGGAAUUUCAAACGACUUAAUUAAUUCAUUCAUUCAGGUUUGGGACGCUGUCCACUUCCUCAAAGAGCUGGGUGUGGUGGUGCGGGAUCGCCAGAAGGUGGCGCUGCAGAACCUGCAUUCUUAUGAGACUGGGAUAGCUGAGUGUCUACGCUGUCUGGUGCAGGGAGAGCCCUGGGUUAUACCUCUGGAUGUCAUAGAGGUACUGACUACUUCAGCACUGGAGAGGCUGAGGAAGAGAGGAGGGAGUGGGGAGGAUCAAGGUGAGGUGAACUCCGACACAGAGCAGAAGGCUGAUCAUCUGAAUGAAAGGUGUGAUAUGGAGGACACCGCUGCGGAGACAGGCCGUACUAAUGCUGCUGUUGGAACGGCCAAUGGAUACUCUGACCCAGACCACAUCAAACGAGACCCAGAACCAGCCCCCCUUACAUACCAGGGCCCCUAUCCUCCUCCAGUAGAUUUAGACCCAGACCAGGUGCGUGCGGCGGAGAUGAUCUGCUCCAACCCGGUGACUGUGAUCAGCGGUAAGGGUGGCUGUGGUAAGACCACGGUGGUGAGUCUGGUGUUCAAGGCAGCCAUGCAGCAGAGCCCAAAGAAGAAGGAGGAGGAGGAGGAGGAGGAGGUCAGGAAGGCAUGCUGGGACUUUGAGAAUGACUUCUGGCUGUCCGAGCGGUGGGAAGAAGAAGCCCUGUCGCAGAGUCUCCUCUCUCAGUUAGAGGGGGAG
This is a messenger RNA of Coregonus sp. 'balchen', 6031 nucleotides long. The record is from the annotation of a GenBank genome assembly. Lineage: Eukaryota; Metazoa; Chordata; Actinopteri; Salmoniformes; Salmonidae.